Messenger RNA from Lolium perenne, 737 nucleotides. The record is from RefSeq and is a predicted model, not a curated record. Lineage: Eukaryota; Viridiplantae; Streptophyta; Magnoliopsida; Poales; Poaceae.
UGCAAGCCGCCGUGGAAAGUGAAGAAGCUUAUGAGCAAGAAAGUGGAGAAGAUCCUCUCUUAUGUGAGCAUGACCCAAGUCCCUCACUUGUGGUCACAAGGGUGCUAACCACACAACCUCAUGCUAUGGAAGACCAACGGUGCAACAUCUUCCAAACCCGUGCCGGAAUUGGUGGCAAGUCGAUCAAGGUCAUCAUAGAUGGUGGAAGUUGCCAUAACCUUGCAAGCACCGAGUUGUGUGAGAAGCUCCACCUUACUCUCCGCAAGCAUCCUCACCCCUACCAUAUCCAAUGGUUGAGUGACAAGGGCAACGUCAAGAUACAACAUACCGUCACCGUCAACUUCAAGAUCGGCCCUUAUGAGGACACCAUCGAGUGUGACGUGGUACCCAUGACGGUGUGCCACAUGUUGCUUGGCCGCCCUUGGCAAUAUGACAAGAAGGCUAUACAUGAUGGACUCUCCAACACAUACACCUUCAAGGUCAACGACAAGAAGUUCGAGUUGCGCCCGAUGACUCCUAGCCAAAUCAUCGCGGACAAUGCGAAGGCUUUAGCGAGGGCACAACUCCACACCCACCAUAGUGAGAUGAGAGGAGAGGGAGCGACCCACCACAAAGAGAGUGAGCGCCACAAGCCAUAUAUGAGUGAGUCCAAGAGUGUCCUUCUAGCCACCAAGAGUGAGUGGAGAGAGCUCCAAGAAAACCCAUCCACCAUAUUGCACUAUGUGCUCAAUUCCUCC